Melampsora larici-populina 98AG31 is the source of this 2238-nucleotide messenger RNA. RefSeq lists its product as uncharacterized. The record is from RefSeq and is a predicted model, not a curated record. NCBI's taxonomy places the organism in Eukaryota, Fungi, Basidiomycota, Pucciniomycetes, Pucciniales, Melampsoraceae. The transcript has 10 exons. Bases 1 to 2238 code for a protein of 745 amino acids.
AUGGUUAUUCAUCGGAAACGCCGAGUUACCAAAAACAACGUGGGUGAUGAUGAUCGUGUCCUCACCAGAGCAAGGGUGGAUGUCAGAAAAACCCGAGGAAUUUUAGCCGAGAGGAUUCGAGAGAUGGGGGGGGAGGAACCCGCUGCUACUUCAACCAGUGAUCACAACCGACCUCAAGACGAAGGAGUGGUAGAGGAGAGGGGUUUAGUAAGACCUGAUUAUACAAACUUGUCAUUAUCAGAACUUCGACUCCAGAUAAAGCCUUUCAAAAUCGUGGGUUCAGGUGGGAUGCAAAAGGAGGAGUUGUUGCAGCUCUGUCAUCUUUUUUGCACGGAGCAAACCCCGGAGUCUGAAACGGGCCAGCGGGUUGUCACUCGUCUGCGAGGGCGAGCGAAUCGCAGUCAAGACGUGGCCACAGAGUUGCCCGAGCCGGAAGAUCUUUGUAAUCAAAGUGUUGAUGUCAACCAUGGGAGCCGGAGGGGUUCAUCUCGACGCUCAAGCAGAUCAGCAAGUCCUGAACGUGGACUCAUCAUGGAUACAGAAGAUGAACAGGUAUCAGGACGACGCAAGAGGAUAAAGAAUCGAAGACCCCCUAAUGACGACGACGCGGAAUCCGACACAGGAUCGGGGAUCCGCCUGGAUCAUUUCAUACCAGCGAGCAGAAGGCUUACCGAUAAGUCUGAGCUUGGAAUUAUACAAGAAAGGAGGUCGACGGUGGAGUUUCCAAGUCGUGAACGAGGCACAGCUCUACCCCGUCCAGCUCCGACCGUGCUACACUCAAAAGAUAAAGGAAAGCAACGGGCUGUGUCUGAAUCCGACUAUGAGCCUGAUGAAGAAGAAAUCGGCGAUGCUUCUGAUGAAGAGAACAUUGACGAGCCAGAUGAAGAUGGCAUCGACGAGCCAGAUGAAGAUGGCAUCGACGAGCCAGAUGGAGAUCCGAUGUCGCAAGACGAUUCUUCCAAGGAAAUGUACGGCAACAUUGAUCAAAUCUUGGAUGGCCUGGACGACAUGAACCUGCCGGAUCCCAAUGCAUACCCUUCGGACGACGAUUCAAUGUCGCAUCACGGAGAAAGCGAUCGGUUCAAGCGGUUGGAACUUGCACAAAAAGAAACCAACCAAAACGUUGCUCAAAUAGCAACUGCUGUUCGCGAAAUAGCCGAGACGGUGAAGAAAAUGCAGCAUGAUGCUUCUUCAGGUUCAGGACGUCGGGGUCGUGGUGGAACUCAAGCUAAAAAUCUGCUUGGCAGUGAUUUUUUGCGUCGAAUUCGAACGCAUAUCUGGACCCUAAUGGGAGUCAAAAAUGAGGGCCGGGUGCCUCCUAGCGCGAGUGAGCAUGAGAGGUCACGGUGGAAGCGAAAGAUACCAAAAAACUUCGUGAAUUCAUCUUUGAAUCUGGAGGAAGCGGAACAGGUCGAUGACGAAAGGGAUCCGCGCUUUCCCUACCGAGGCGGACCUGGUGGCGAAAACUCUAACCCACAAGUUCUGCUCAUCAUGUGGAAAAUGAUGAAUAGCGUUGGUGUUAAAUCCUUUCGACCGAUCUGGGAGGAAAGGAUGGGUUCUCCGGAAAACAAGUUCCUUUGGCAACUAGCGACUGCGAUCUUUCUCCGAUUAGUUAAAUGUGGCGAAUACGAUGAUGUUACUAAUGAUCAAGCAAAACCUGCGGUGGUGCAUGCUGCUCUCGCAAAGCAUGCACGGCAAAGACUACAACGAAGCUUUCGCGAAUACAACUCCUUGUCGAGGGCCGAACUCGAGGCCCGUCAAAAAGAUGGGGUUCGACACAGCAGGCUGAAUGUGUGGAAGAAUCGCAGAUGUGAAACUGCUAUAGCUUUACAGGGAAUGUGGUCAUUGUGUCCUUUUAUCAAGGCGGCUUCAAGUGACGAUGAGACGGACGAAGACGAAGAAUUUUCAGAAGAAAAGCAGAAGCGCUGCAGAGUCCUUCGGCUGCCAUGGCGGAGUGCUGCUCUGGAGGAUCUUCUAGUACGACUCGAUGCCUACCACAAGCGAAAGAAAGAAGAAAGUCCAAAGGGGACUCGUGGAGCAAAACCUCGAAUCAGGAUACGUGACGAUGAAGAGGAUAGAAAGGAAAGUCGAAUACCUGCUCCGGAAGGGCUGCCUAUAGAUUGCUACUCUCCAGAAUGGCUCUCUACGCUGGAUCCUGAAGAGCGUGAAGAGCUGGGAAUUAUUGAGGAAACAAAACUGACAUACUUUCAAAGAUUGGCAAGUGAGCUGGGGGUGUGA